AUGGUGACAGUAAGCGAAAACAGCGUCAGCAGUAGCUAUGGUAAUGGAGACUCGGCAGCUGUAGGGACACAGUCCAAGGGACACAAUGCUUUUAGUAAGUCUCAGUCCCCUCUCCAGCGGAGCAGCGACAGCAGGAGGGGUGUGGCACAACCAGCCAAUGAGGCCUCAGAGCUGGAAAAUUUUAGUGUGACCUACAGCAAUCAGAGGAGUUUCAGCCGUCACCCACAUCACAAGCUCUUUUUGGACAUUUUCACCUGUUUGGUUAGAAACAGGCUCAUGUGCAGUGCCUGGAUUGAUCAAGCACCUCCUGAUCACAUCCUAAGAGUGUUGAUCUGUCUGCGACUGUUACUGAGAGAACCACUUUAUCAGAAAGUUUUCCAUCAACUCAAAGGGAUUGAUUGCCUUGCUCAGUAUAUGGGAUCAGUUUCCAGCAGCUAUCUAGAUUGUGAAGAACAAACAUUUGCCAUGGAAAUGCUAGUCAAUAUAACAUAUAUGUUUCAGAAGCUCGCUGUCAUGGAAGAACAAAGGGAAUGGGUUAUUGAAUGUGGAGCCCACAAGACUCUGGUAAAGCUGUUGGCAACACGUGACAGCAGUGUGUUACUGGGGUCUCUCCUGGCACUCACCAGCCUGGCAGAGAGUCCAGAUUAUAAGGAAAAGAUAGGAGAGCUCCCGAUUGUGGAAAAUCUUCUUGUGAUACUGCAAGAGUAUGAUCUACUGUCUAAAAGGAUAGGAGCGGAGCUGCUGAGACUCCUGUGUCCGGGUCGGCAGGUGCGGGAGCAGGUGAAGGUGUAUGAGGGCGUGCCGGUACUCCUCAGCCUGCUCCACUCAGAGCACCUCAAGCUGCUGUGGAGCGUGGUCUGGGUUCUGGUCCAGCUGUGCGAGGAUCCGGACACCAGCGCCGAGAUCCGGGCCUGGGGCGGGGUGCAGCAGCUGCUGCGUAUCCUGCACUCCGAGCGUGUGUAUGUUUCCGAUCGCUCCUCUGUUGAAACGCUGUCCAGCGCCAACGUUGCGGGUCGAAUCCAGAGGCAGCACAUCUCAGAGGAGCUCAGUCCACAGGAAACAGUGGAGAAUACACUUUCACUGCAGGCAGCAUGCUGUGCAGCCCUGACGGAGCUCGUCCUGGAUGACACCACAGCACAUAAUGUGGUCGAGGAGAAUGGAGUAUAUAUAAUAGCAAAACUAAUUGUGCCUCAUGACUCACAAACUGGACCAAAAGCAAAAUCUCUGCAGUGCUAUGCAUUUAGGGCCUUAAGAUUCCUCUUCAGCAGAGAGCGUAACAGACAUCUAUUUAAAAGACUCUUCCCUUCAGAGCUGUUUGCAAUGUUUAUUGACGUUGGACAUUACGUGCGUGACAUCACUGCCUAUGAAGUGCUUCAGGAGAGGGUCUCACUUCUCUCUGAUGAAGAAUUGAGCAGUCUGAAAGAGAGCAUUGAGGCUGCGAACCAGAACAGAUCUCCUCUGAAAGUGAUCAACGGCUAUGCUAUUCUGGACCAUCUGGGCAGCGGGGCUUUCGGUAGCGUGUUCAAGGUCCGAAAGCAAAGUGGGCAGAAUCUGCUAGCUCUGAAAGAAGUGAACCUCCACAACCCAGCCUUUGGCAAAGACAAAAAGGAUCGAGACAGCAGCGUGGAGAAGAUUGUAUCUGAGCUCACCAUCAUCAAAGAACAGAUGACCCAUCCUAAUAUUGUCAAAUACUACAAGACCUUCUUGGAAAAUGACAGGCUGUACAUUGUCAUGGAGCUGAUAGAGGGAGUGCCCCUGGCAGACCACUUCACUUCCUUGAAAGAGAAACAACAGCAGUUCACUGAGGAAAGAGUCUGGAACAUAUUUAUUCAGAUUUGUCUAGCACUGCGCUAUUUGCACAAGGAGAAGAGAAUUGUACACAGAGACCUCACCCCCAACAAUAUCAUGCUGGGAGAGAGAGACAAAGUCACUAUCACGGACUUUGGCCUGGCGAAGCAGAAACAGGAGAACAGCAAGCUAAUGUCUGUGGUUGGCACCAUAUUAUAUUCCUGCCCAGAGAUUGUGAAGAGUGAGCCCUAUGGGGAGAAAGCUGAUGUGUGGGCUGCAGGUUGUAUCCUGCAUCAGAUGGUCACUCUUCACCCACCAUUCUACAGCAGUAACAUGUUGUCCCUUGCUACCAAGAUUGUGGAGGCUGUCUAUGAGCCAGUGGGAGACGGGCUCUUCUCAGAGAGAGUGACAAACAUUAUUAAAUGGUGCCUGACUCCUGAUGCAGACUCACGCCCUGACAUUGUAGAAGUCAGUGCCAGGAUCUCUGACAUAAUGAUGAAGUUCAUGGACAGCCUGUGUGCCUCCCAGCAUGCUCUAGAGAGGAAGCUGGAGCGAGAUAGGAAGCGAGCACAGAAGUACUUCCUUGAAACCAACAAGGACGGGCUCAAUCACUGUCACUCAUCCCUGUCACAGGCAGUUUUCGUGAAGAACCACAGUUUGAGCAGUAGGGGACUGGCCAUUGUGAAGGAUGACUCCAUCAGCACUCCAUCCUACUCCACUCAGCCAGAUACUGUUACUCCAGGGGACCAGACCUCCAGUCAGGGGUCUAUAAAACGCAGUGUCAGUGCUUCCGUAACUGAAGAACCAAACCUUGCUUGUGGAGAUUUUGCUGCUCCAAAACUGAAACCACGGCCAGCAUCAGCAGGAAUCUGCUUGUCUCAGAAGAAGGUCCGUCAAAUUGAUGACCCAGUUCAGACACUCCUGGUUCUGCUGCAUAAAAUAAUCUACAUCAGUCAGCUGCCUCCUGCUCAUCACUACAAUUUCAAACGGCGGGCCAUUGAGAGAUUCAAGAAAUCGCUCUUCCACUACCGGAGUAGUCCUUACAAACUGAAGGUAGAGCUGAAGAAGCUCCUACAGGGUUCACCAGAACUGAUUGAACCAGGGUGCAUCAGCACAGAUUGGUUUUCUCUGGUCCAGUCCUUUGGUGGAAAACCUUUAGGCAAUGAGGACCAAGGUAAUAUAAGCUACAUGAACCUUCAAGAGGGAGUCACAUAUGAACAGAUGCAGACCAUGAUUGAAGAGGUCUUGGAGGAAAACGGGUAUUACAGUACAACACAGCAGUAA
Messenger RNA from Megalops cyprinoides (Indo-Pacific tarpon), 3072 nucleotides. It is a transcript of the gene nek10, whose product is annotated as NIMA-related kinase 10. The transcript is spliced from 32 exons. Gene Ontology annotation, biological process: protein phosphorylation. The record is from RefSeq and is a predicted model, not a curated record. Lineage: Eukaryota; Metazoa; Chordata; Actinopteri; Elopiformes; Megalopidae. Gene Ontology annotation, molecular function: protein binding; protein kinase activity; ATP binding. Bases 1 to 3072 code for a protein of 1023 amino acids.